Molecule: messenger RNA, 387 nt
Organism: Caenorhabditis remanei
Lineage: Eukaryota; Metazoa; Nematoda; Chromadorea; Rhabditida; Rhabditidae
Exons: 1
Coding region: 1-387 (128 amino acids)
Source: RefSeq, a predicted model, not a curated record
AUGUCACCGAACGCUUUCAAGCCAUUUGAUGCCCCGACUGUUCUCGACAUGGCCAUCAGGAAAUUAGAGAAGUUGGAAAAGAUGGAAGAUGUGGAGAAGAAGAAGAAGAAAAGAGAGCCGAAACUGGCCAACCAUCUCCUACAAAUUAAUUUUGUAAACCUGCUCAUGGAGCACGUUAGGAAACAGGAGAAGUUGGAGUUGUCGAGAAAAAGAAACUGGGAGAAACCGUUGGAGGAUCCCAUCAAGAUUCGGAUUAGAAAGCAGAAGAAGAUACUCUCCGAUGAAUCGCCACUGAAGAAGGUCAAGAAUGAAGAUAAUGAGUUGAAGAAAUUGGAGAAGAAUUUGGAUGGUUUGGCAGCUCGACUCGAAACAAUUUCUAUUCAAUAA